This is a messenger RNA of Vigna unguiculata (cowpea), 751 nucleotides long. RefSeq lists its product as uncharacterized. The record is from RefSeq and is a predicted model, not a curated record. NCBI's taxonomy places the organism in Eukaryota, Viridiplantae, Streptophyta, Magnoliopsida, Fabales, Fabaceae.
UUCUCUUCUCUUCUCUUCUCUUUUCUGUGCAAGUAUUCAAUUGACGAGGAUUGAAUUGAUGAGUGAGUGUAACAGUAACAGAAUGGCUGAGAAUUCAUCAACGCUUCAUGCACUUCACUACGACCAGGAAUGCAUGGUCAUCACUUCUUACGGCGGUUUCCGUGAACUACGCGCCCCACAUCGAUAUGGUGGAUUGUGUCGUGAAGAGCAAGAAACAUCGAAAGUUGAUCGGAAGCGGUUGGGGAAGAAGGUGAAGAAGGCGGUGAAGGCGUUUACGACGAGGUUGAGGAUGCGCAGUGGCGGAGCGAAGGAGAAGGAAAAGAGUAGGAAGUUCCAGUAUGAUCCCAAGAGUUAUGCACUUAAUUUUGACGAUGGAAUAAAGGAAUGUGACGGUGUUUUUCUAGCUUUCACAGCUCGUUAUGCUUGUCCAUUAGGGAUAAACAAAGUAUAUUUUGGAUGGGAGCGCACUGAAACGUAAACAUCAUACCAAAUUCUUCAUUCUCCUUCUUCUAGUUUCGAUGAUACAGUAAUUCGUGUAUAUGUAUAUCACGUGUUAGGUGGUUCACUUUUAGAAAUAUUAUAGUGUGUAAAAGUUGAUUUUUAAAUUUUAUAUUUUAAAUUAUCGCAUUCAUAGUUUCUUGUAUGAAUAGGCUUAUAGUUCAUCCAGUAUUUCUUUUCUCUGGAUUACAUGAUAACGGUAUCAAUUCUUCUUCAGAAAGUUUCUGACAGUGAAAUUUUGUUAAAUGAUCGU